Messenger RNA from Punica granatum (pomegranate), 611 nucleotides. NCBI's taxonomy places the organism in Eukaryota, Viridiplantae, Streptophyta, Magnoliopsida, Myrtales, Lythraceae. The record is from RefSeq and is a predicted model, not a curated record.
GACCACUAGCUUGGUAGGCUCAAUUCUGUCCUUAACCUCACAUCUUCACCUAUAAACAUAUCUCCCUAUCCUCCUACCUUUUGCCCACCAAGAAAUGGCUUCCAAGAGGACUUCCCCUGCUCUACUCCCUCUUCUUAUUCUCUUCAACAUCCUCUUCUUCACUUGCGUCUCCUCCUGUGACCCGUGUACCCCGAAGAAGCCAAGUCCUUCCCCUCCUCUCGCACCUGCCCCAAAGAAAACCGAGAAGUGCUCCAAAGACACCCUAAAGUUCGGGGUGUGUGGGGCCUGGUUAGGACUGAUCAAGGAGAAUGUUGGGGCGAAGCCAAGCGAGGAAUGUUGCACUGUCAUCGCUGGGGUCGCGGACCUCGAGGCUGCCCUCUGCCUUUGCACCGCAAUCAAGGCAAAUGUGCUUGGGCUUGUCAAGGUGGAAGUGCCGGUCGCCAUCAGUUUGCUUGUCAAUGCUUGUGGGAAGAAGGUCCCCGAGGGAUUCGUUUGUGUAUGAAAUUCAAACUAGUUCUUGUGUGUACCAUUUUUUGAGUUGUAAUGGAAAAUAGAUGUAACCAGUAAUCUUGAUCUCAAUCAAAUGAAAUAAAUGUCAUCAUAUGAGAAAA